AAAUUGCAACUGGAAAGCAUCGCUUUGGAUAGGCCGCGUUGGGCGCUGGAAUUCAUCGCCGGGUAUGGCAUCGUUGGCCGUGGCAUCAUGUCGGCCCCCGCUCUCUGCCACCAACAAGGAGGAGCGCUGGAGUCCCUUUGCAGACGUGCUCCGCCGUGAUCGGAAAUUCAUUAGCGAGCGCCUUAAAUCGGCCGCGGCGCCCUUUGCCCCACUUCGUGAUCGACUCUCCAAGUCACUCGGGGACCUCUUCUGGUUGCGUAACCUCGAAGAUCCCCUCACUCUCCGUACAAUGCGUCCUCCAUCCUCCUGGCCUAAGCUCUCAUACACUCCCGGAUUAUCCGGUAUGGAUUUGUUGAUGGCUGACCUUGGAGCUCUGAGGGUGUAUGCUGAUUAUUUGCAUUAUGUGUCUAAAAUUUGGUCCAUGCCUCUACCCGAGCAGUAUGAUCCCCAUCAAGUCGCGGACUACUUCAGUUGCCGCCCUCAUGUCAUAACUUUCCGAAUUCUCGAGAUCUUUUCUUCGGUUGUUCUUGCUGCCAUAAAAUUGUACUCCUUGCGAAGUUCCAAAUUCUACAAGAACAGCAUUGAAAAGAAUGGAAGCCUUGAUAACUCAAACCACUACAUUGGACUGCUUUUAAAAGAAACAAUUCUCAAUCUCGGUCCAACUUUUAUCAAAGUUGGGCAGUCUAUUUCUACAAGACCUGACAUUAUUGGUCCUGAGAUUUCCAAGGCGCUAUCUGAACUACAUGAUAAAGUGCCUCCUUUUCCAAGGGAAGUUGCAAUGAAGAUUAUUGAAGAAGAAAUGGGUUGCCCUAUAGGUAAUAUAUUUAGCUACAUUUCUGAGGAGCCUGUGGCUGCUGCUUCAUUUGGCCAGGUUUAUCAAGGCCGUACAGUUGAUGGCUCUAUUGUAGCUGUGAAAGUCCAGCGUCCAGACUUGCUUCCUGUGGUUCUACGAGAUGUCUAUAUUCUUCGUCUUGGGCUUGCUGUUUUAAGGAAAGUUGCAAAAAGGAAGAGUGACAUUUGUCUCUAUGCGGAUGAGCUUGGCAAAGGUUUUGUUGGUGAACUGGAUUAUACAUUAGAAGCUGCAAAUGCCUCUAAAUUCCUGGAAGCGCAUUCUCAAUACUCUUUUAUAUCAGUGCCUAAAAUUUUUGGAAAUUUAACCAAGACGAGGGUCUUGACCAUGGAGUGGAUGAUAGGUGAAAAUCCAACUGAAUUACUUUUGCUAUCCAGUGGGUCUGCUCAAGGAAAAAUUGUUCAGUCGAAGGGGCAGGCAACUGAGGCAAAAGCUCGCCUUCUUGAUUUGGUAAAUAAAGGAGUGGAAGCGUCACUUGUUCAACUCCUUGAAACAGGUCUACUACAUGCUGAUCCCCAUCCUGGGAACUUGCGAUAUACUUCUAAUGGAUGCAUUGGGUUUCUUGAUUUCGGUUUGCUUUGCCGGAUGGAGAAGAAACAUCAGCUUGCGAUGCUUGCUUCCAUAGUGCAUAUAGUAAAUGGUGACUGGGGUGCACUUGUUUAUGAUUUGGUGGAAAUGGAUGUUGUACGGCCAGGAGUUAAUUUCCGUAGAGUGACCAUGGAUUUGGAAGAGGCGCUAGGUGAGGUAGCAUUUAAAGAUGGCAUCCCUGACAUCAAGUUCAGUAAGGUUCUUGGUAAAAUAUGGUCUGUAGCGCUGAAGUACCACUUCCGUAUGCCACCAUAUUAUACACUUGUCUUGCGCUCUUUGGCUUCCUUGGAAGGGUUGGCGUUGGCAGCAGAUCACAAUUUUAAGACAUUUCAAGCCGCAUAUCCCUAUGUUAUUCGGAAACUUCUUCAUGAUAACUCAGCCAAUUCAAGGAGAAUUUUAUAUUCGGUUGUCUUCAAUAAAAAAAGGGAAUUUCAGUGGCAGAAGAUUAUGUUGUUCUUGAGAAUAGGUUUGACAAGGGAAGGGAAGAGUGGGUUCAGCCACUUUCACGGAGAGAAGUCUCGUAGAUAUGAAAAGAGGUACUUUCGAAGUUGCAAACCUGAUAUUGAAGCUCUUGUCAACCAAGGAUGGGGUUGUUCUCAGAAGACUUCUAAUGUCUGCGGAUCCUGCUUCUUUAGUUCGGUCAAUGGCUUCUAAAGAUGCAGCCUACUUCCGUCAGCAUGUGAGUUGGACUCUCGCUGAUGUGAUGUUCAAGUGGAUGACUGAAAUGAGAGCAUCAACCAAAAGUCGGCACGGUGUCACUUCAGUGAAAAUGCAACAGCAGCAGGGGAUGGAAAU
Messenger RNA from Dioscorea cayenensis subsp. rotundata (Guinea yam), 2233 nucleotides. RefSeq lists its product as uncharacterized. The record is from RefSeq and is a predicted model, not a curated record. Bases 65 to 2092 code for a protein of 675 amino acids. Gene Ontology annotation, biological process: protein phosphorylation. Gene Ontology annotation, molecular function: protein kinase activity; ATP binding. Lineage: Eukaryota; Viridiplantae; Streptophyta; Magnoliopsida; Dioscoreales; Dioscoreaceae. The transcript is spliced from 16 exons.